Molecule: messenger RNA, 4407 nt
Organism: Python bivittatus (Burmese python)
Lineage: Eukaryota; Metazoa; Chordata; Lepidosauria; Squamata; Pythonidae
Gene: SYNPO
Product: synaptopodin
Biological process (GO): modification of dendritic spine; positive regulation of actin filament bundle assembly; spine apparatus assembly
Cellular component (GO): actin cytoskeleton; stress fiber; spine apparatus
Molecular function (GO): actin binding
Source: RefSeq, a predicted model, not a curated record
CCUCUACCUGAGCAUGGCCUGGAAGGAGGAAGAGAGGGAAGUGAGAACGAUGGAAGUAAAUUAGACAAGCCGGAGAAGUAGCUGAGAGGAAAAGCUGUCCUGUUCACCUACUAUGAUGGAGUAAGAGUCAAGAUGUGACACGAUCUUCAUUCUGUCACAAUCAAGAAUAUAUAUGAACUGGAAGAUGCAUUUAUUUGGAAGUUACCUUGUACGUAGACUUGAUAAGGAAAAUUCUAUCAGAAGCUUUCCUUUGUUCAUCUGAACAAUUAAAUGCUACAAAGAAAGAGAAAUAAGUCUGUUUUCCACCAUUUCAAUUCCACAGUUCCUUUUUGAAAGAAGAAAUGCAUUCUUGGUGCUAUCUUACCCUAUCCCUGCAUUGAAGAGUUUUGUGGUCAGGCUGGUGGAAGGCUUACAGCACUGAAGUGCUCUGGACAUAAUUUGCUUGCCUGCCUUCCCAGGCAAUCCCCAAAAAGGCUUGGAAAUUGCAGGGAAUUUCUUCCGAGGAGGAAUAGCUCUAUCAAGCACCAAAUAUUAUCUAACAAGAGACAAAAUGCUAAAGACAACCUUACUGCCACCUUAUCUGAAACCUCAGUCCAACUGUGCAAUAUCCAGCAGAGCCGACCCAAAUCCUCACAUUAUUAAGAAGUCCAAGGUUGACACUGCAGAAGCCAAAAGCUAUUUGGCAAGGCUGCAAGGAACAGAAAAUGAUAGAAGUCAUGGAGAGCAAGAAUGGAAAGAGUCGGCUGGAGAAAAUCUCCAGAAGGAGCCUUGGAGAGCCAAUGGGAAUGUCCUCCCCCACAAAAGCAAUGACAAUAGGCUGGCGUCAGAUGAGAUACGAGACUCUCUAUGGCCUGUUUCUGAUGUGAUGGAUUCUGGGAUUAGCAACAGGGAGGAUCAAAGUCAAGAAUGGAAAGUGGUGAAAGUGAAACGAGUCCUGCUUUCUCCUGCUGAUGAACCUAGGAAAGCAAAUACUUCAAGAAGUGCAAGCCUUUCUGAAACAGAGCUGAAGGAGGCAAAAGCUAGGAGCCAGAGAAUUGUUGCUCAGUUGACAAAUCCACCAAGUUCCAAUUCCAAAGGGGUCCUACUGUUUCAUAGGCGCAAGCAGCGAGUGAAUGCAUUCACCUUAGGAGUCCCAAACCCAGCCAGCCACGAACAAGUAGCUGUGGAGAGCAACCCCAAAGCUAUUGCUCACUAUUGCACUCUGAGCCAUGGGAAGGAAUCACAUCUGAAGCAGACUCUAAAACCAACUGGGGGGUUGAACACAUCAUUCUGCAUCAAGGAUUUUGGAUGCUGGGGGCAAAAAGUCACCAUGGAAAAAUAUGAGGAGAGACUGGGUGUGGAACAACCCCUAGAUAAUGCACAGGGCCUUCCAUGGAAUAAAGAAAAGAGUGAGAAGAUUCUUUAUUCAACUAACACAAUGUUGUCCUCUAAAGAAAUUCCAGAUGAAGAAUUUCAGCAGAUCCCACUCAGUGUAUACCUUAAGGAGAAUACAGGGACAACUUCAACCAAUGGAAUGCAUGAACCUAUCACUGAGUUUGGAAAAGUGCCUAUUGUUGAGCAAGGACCAAUUAUGGGCAAUAUAGAAAACAUCCCACCUAAGGCUGAUGAUGUAGCUACCCCUAACAUUGAGAAAAAAGAUACCAUUCUUGAAAAAGAGCUGUAUCUUCUGCAUAUGGAUCAGGAAAAUAAUAUUGUCGAUAAAGAACCAUAUUUACCCAUAGGUAGUGAGAAAAACAAUAACAUCCCCGACAAAGACCUAUAUGCAGCUGUCAUUGAUAAGGAGAAUAAUAUUGUCCUCAACAAGACACUGAGUGAACCAGUCAUUGACCGAAAGGAAAAUGGAGAGAUUCCCUGCAAGGAACAGGAUGAGUUGGUAACUGGAGAUGAGAAUAUUUUUCCCACUGCUGACACUGAAAAACCCACUGAUGUGCGUUCUAAUGAAAGCAGCACACAAAAUAAUAAGCAGUACUGUGAAGUGCGCCUAACUUUGUCUAAGCCCCAACCAGUGAAGAACCGAACUGCAAGACCUUUUGGAACUCAAUCACUAGCUAAAAUCCUCCCACCAGCAGAGAAAAGCCCAGUGGUGGAGUUUCCUCCACCACCUACCUAUGCAGAAACAUUUUCCAGCCCUCCUCCAGUGACUAGGGUCAGGUCACCUCCAGCUUACUCAGCACUGUAUCCUAGUCAAGAACAGAAAAUCUUGGUUCCAUCUGAAGCUAGGUAUAAAGACAGCAGCCCAGGACCUCAAUUCAAAGAGAACAGAGCACCACCUCCAGAUAAAACAGGCAUUUUGGAGGAAUCUGCAGCCCGCAGAGCAGCUAAGAAGUCCAUGUUCACCUUUGUUGAGAAGCCAAAAAUGGCUCCUAAUCCAGAUCUUUUGAAUUUGGUACAGACAGCAGAUAAUAAAAAGAAGCACAAAGGACAAGAAGGAGCACUUCCUGAGGAUGAAUCAUUUGCACUGGGUGCAGAUGCCUCUAACUUUCUAACUGAAGGUAGACCAUUAGAUGGACCCACUCAGUCGCUUGCAGAAGCUCCACCAGAAUGGUCUUCAUGUUUAAGAUCACCAAAAAUACAACCUAAGCCUAAAAUAAGCUCCAACCAAAGCCUAUCAGAGGCAAAAGGAAAGGGGGCAGAACUGUUUGCCAGGAGGCAAUCAAGAAUGCAGAAGUAUGUCAUUGAGGCUCCAUCACAUCCAGAUAUAGCUAGAUCACCUUCACCUACUAUGUCUCUUCCUCCAUCCUGGAAGUAUACUUCAGAAACUCAUCUCUCCCCUGUGGCAUUCCAACCUACACUCAAAAGUCCAUCAAGAUCUCCAAAAGGUCCUCCUGCAUCUUUUUACAACAGCAAUUUGACAGAAAGUGAGCUGUCCAAAAAGGAGUUGGAAAUCUCCAAGCAACAGCCUUACCAACUUCAGUCUUCCUUGUUCAUUCGUUCCCCAGUCAAAGAGCCCAUGAGAUCUGUGGUCCCUGAAGCUGGAUAUAUGAGGCAGGCUUUGUGCUCAACUUCACCCUUACCACCUUCUCCCCUAUUGCACCCACCUGCCCAGUCCAGCCCAAGCAGAACAUUGGCUGGCCUCUUUGCUCCAUCACCUGGAACUGUGUUUCCAUUGCAGAAGAUCAGAGCAAGUGCUGAAGUAUCACCAGAAGCAUCUUUUGGUUACUCUUCUAAAAUUUUGUCUCCAAGAGCUAAAGGAGUAUUCCAAGCUCCAAGGCCAUCUUACUCCACCAAGAAUGCAGGAAUUGAGCCUCAGGAAAGAAAAACAUCCCUGCCGGCCUCCCCAACAUGGACUCCACAGCUGAUAAGGCGACAGUCCAGCAGCUUAGAGGGCUGGAUGAGCCCAGGCCAAACUCCAGAAUCUGAGGAAGGACUUGUUGAAGCCUUUCGAGCAGCCAGUGUUAUGACUCCACCUCCUCCCAUGUCUCCAUCAUGGAGCGAAAGAUCUCUGUCCCCAUUUCGACAGGAGAUUGAUCCAAAGUCCAAUCGGCAGAUGCAGGUGCUGUUGGCAAGAAAUAUCAUAAAUGCUGCCCGGAGGAAAAGCUCUUCUCCUAAACUCACUGGGGUAGAAAACUUCAGGCCCUUCACUCCCCCUGUCACUUGCCCCAGUGUGUCAUCCACUGGUGGAAGUCCUAAGAAUAUGGGUUAUCGUUCUCCAAGCCCACUACAAUCACCCAAGCCAACAAGAAUGGAUGGAUACAGACGUGUCUCCCUCCCCGUCUCAGCUGCCCCACCACAGGCCAGUGCAUCAUCAAACAACAGCCCCAGGUUGCUAGGCAACAAAUCUCCAACCUUUAAAAGCCCACUGCAAUCACCAAAAGCAGUGAGGAUGAAUGGAAACAAAUGCUUCACGCUGCCUACUAGAACUGGAGCAUCCCAGUUCAGUGCAGCAACAAGCCAUAAUGGCCCAAGUACGAUGGGCAUUCAUUUUGAACCCCACAAGGAUCCAGAGCUACUUCAAAAACCCACAAUCGUGGAUAGCCAUAGGAUCUUCACAUUGCCAGCAAACACCAGCGGGAUAUCAUGCACCAAUCCAAAAAACCUGGGUGCUUCUUCUCCCACUCUCCACAGCCCCCUGCUGUCUCCCAUGAUGACAGCAUGUUCCCCAAUGAAGCGCUCCACUUCUAUGUCACCCACCAACUCAGAGGCAUCCGUGGACUCUGACUGCUCUGGAAUGAAGUCACCUAGCAUCCGCAGCUUCAACAUUUGUCCACGAGGCUGGAAUGGCAGCAUGAGGCUGAAACAGGGUAGCCUCCCAACAGAAGCAUCCUGUACCUCCUAAACCUGGGCCAAGAGAUAUGAACCAAAAAAAAAAGUUAUGAAAGUUGUUGCCAAAAUAUUUAUGCAGGUCCAAACAUAUAUAUAAUCCUGCCAACCUAAUUAAGUUUUAGGAGGAAGAAGUGUAUCUGCGAA